Messenger RNA from Danio rerio (zebrafish), 5112 nucleotides. Lineage: Eukaryota; Metazoa; Chordata; Actinopteri; Cypriniformes; Danionidae. The record is from RefSeq and is a predicted model, not a curated record.
CAGUGUCAACAAAGCGUGUCUACGGCGUAUGUGGUCGCCAUGUCAACUACAGUUUCUGUUUGCCGGAGUCGUGAGAACCGCGUUCCAACUUUCAGAGUGAACACCGGCCACCUGUUUACUACAGCAUUUUGAAGAGAAAAGACACCCACCUUCAGACAUGCAGAGGACUUUAGUCGACAUUAUAUCCAAGAUACCAACCCUUGACUCUGACCUGUCAUCAUCUGACACCGAAGAAGACAUGUCUAUUCUUCAUCAGCAUCCACCAGUGAGUCACUCUCUGGAAGGGACCAGUUUAGAAAAGUCAGAAGUCAAGUUUUUGCCUUCUUGGACUGCUGAUGACCAAAAAGGUGAUUAUAAUCAUCUGCUUCCAAUGGGUCACAAUACAGAAAGACCUAUUAAUGAAAGAGUGAAACAUAAAACAGAAAGCAAUCCUUCAGCAAACAAGACACAAUUGACUGAAAACCAGCUCUGUUCUUUUUUGUCACUGGCACCUCUUGAUACCUGGGAUCUCGACCACGUCCUUCAGACUCUAAAGCAACAUAAACCUCUUGUCAAGCCAAUUCAGGCUGAUAUACUAAAAGACAAUGAAAGGGAAAUGCAUGAAAAUGAUUUAAUGGAGCAGCUGGUUGCUUUUUGUGAGAGGAAAGUAAAUGAAACGGAAAUAAAACCUGCCAAAUCUGAUAAUACACAAGAAUUAUCUCUCAGAGCAACUGGGAGAGACGUGGUGGACUUUAAAAGGAGCUCAGUACAAUUACAACUCAAUGACGAUUCUCCCACUAUAUAUAUUGAUUUGCGCACAAAUGAAUUUCAAACAACACUGUCAGACGUUAGCCAGAGUGACAGUGCUAUAUGUCCUACAAACCUGGACAAGGAAAUUAUCUCCUCUAAAGAGACCACAAUUCCAAUAGCAAAUGGACAGAAAAGAGAAUUCGCAGGAAAGCGAUUACUACUGCACAACUCAAGUCAGUCAAAACAAAGUAUGUCAGAGAUGUCCGUGAGCUUGAGAAAUCCACAAGGUUUGGCUGAGGCUAGGCAGAGAAACUCUUCAGGGAAAACUAUAAAAGAAAACCAGCUUCAGGAUUCUGAAUCUUGCUGUAGUGAACCAGGUAUUCAGCGGGUCAAUGUCUGCUGUUCGCCUCCAAAAUAUAACCAUAAACAGAAUUCUCAAUCUUCUCACUUUCCAGUUGCUGGAAACAAACAAAGAGAUCACCACAAUCAUAAAAUCAGAUAUGAGAAAGAUCUCAAGUUUUUGCAAACAUCCAGACCUCAACGUUCGGCAAAUAACAGGGAUGACGUGGCUGAGAGGACUGAUAUUCUUUAUGACCCUGAAGCAUCCUACCUUCCUUCUGUGAACGCCUUACCUGCAGAGCUCCACACGAAGGACUGUUUGCUGUUGACUGUGCCCUUGUCCAGUCCUGGCGUGGUGGCUGGAAGAACGCAGCGGAAAACUCAGACCGUCAACUCAAUCCUAAUCAAAUCGCAUGUUUACAAUGCACUCAUAGCAUGGCUCAUGUCUUUGACCAAUCCUAAGGCUUGUAUGGGAAAAGGCAAUACGUUUGAUGCCCCUUUCUGGGUGGCUGGACUGCAGCAAUUGUAUAUAGAAGACAGCUUGGUUUUGUACAUUUGUGCUGCAUCUCUUGAGGGUGGUCCGACUGGCAGUAGGAAGAUGAGGGGGGCUGAAAUGGACGAGAACAAAUUUUACAGAAGAGUUUGCAAGUUCUUUGCCCAGACAUCAUUGAAGACUGUUGCGUUCUGGGUACCUCAGCUUAAUAAUUUACUGGAGAAACAGCCUUAUCCUGCACUUGUUCACUUGCCUUCAUCCUACCUGGACUGCUUCAUCUCUGUCAACCCAAAUCCAGAGGCUGUUGAAGAGAUCUUUAGUGUGAUCCCAGGAUUCUACUGGCAAACUCUGGAAACAGGGGACCAAAAGUGUAAAAGGACAGAAGCUACAAGUUUUCAACACUGUCAUACUGAGACAGCACUUGUUCUGAUAGGCAGAACCUUGUUUUUUAACCCACUGGCAAUGCACCACACACUUGAUCUAGUCUCCAAAUCAGGCCUAGAUGUGUGUGGUAUCCGUUUCCUCUAUCCGCCCCAAGAGCUAUUAACAAACUUUACAGUCAACAAGUCAGUUAUGCAUGGAGAGGAACAUACUCAUCAGCCAAUGCUAAUCAUGGCUUUCCGGGGGCCUUACGCUAACUCUGUGUGGCAGGAGAUCACAGGGCCAUCAGAUUUCCAGCUGGCAAGGCGGACAGAUCCAGCAUCCAUCAACGCCCUUUACCUUCACAGUCAGGACCCACCCCUGCUGUACUCACCCCGUCUUGCCAAUCGUGUGCAUCUGGGGCUCUGCUUGUUUUUUGGUGGUAGAACAGCAGAAAACGCAGUGUCAAUGAUUCAAAACUCUGGUGAAACAGAAGACAGAGUUUCUCAUAUUCAGACCUCUUCUACAGCAAGUCUAUGCGCCACAGUGAAAGGGGAUUUAUUUCUCCUUGUGUCUCCUGUGGUUGGACCAUGCUGUUACAGCUAUAUACUAUCUGCAUGCGCAAAAACAGGCUUCAGUCUGUUGGGACUUCAGAGAGUGCAGCUCUCCAGGAAACAAGCUCAAUCUUUGGGUCUCACCACUAGGCAGGUUGCAGCGUUUUGUCAUGCUCCCACAGUGUCUCUGGAUGGAGAACAGGUUGAGCUGUCCUCUCAUUGCCUGGUGCUGCUCAUGAGAAGAGAAAGCACAGUUAGAUACUCUUCCAGACUUCCAAUAGGUCUGAUGAACGAGCUUGUCGUAGAAGGCCUUAUUGGAUCAAUCCAGGCAAGAUUCACAGAUGUUGUUGGUCCAGAAGUCUGCUUUUACACCAUACCUUACUCUAAAAACCAUCAUAACGUUCUGGGUGGCCACAUGUGGACAGUUCCAGAGUCUAGCCACAUGGUCCUGUCCAAGUAUGCGUAUCCCUCUUGUCCAGAUGCAGAGCAGGUGGUGAUUCUCACACUGACUGGUCAAAACAUUAUGGAGAAUGAAAUAAAGUUUCUUCAUAAAGUUCUAAGAGAUCCAGCAGGACAAGAGGAAUUUGAGUUGCUGGCACUGAAGUGGGUGUCCCAGCUGUCCCAGCGACAGGCACAAGAGUUGAAUCCUUUUGAGAUUGGGGACAGAGAGUGGCAAAACAGUGUGCAAAGUUUGACAUCUACCCCUGCCCUGAUCUUGGCUCUAAGAAGAGUGAGGGCAUUCAUCACUCUACGCCAACAAUUACCGCACAAUUAUCCAGGAAGCCUUCGUGUAUUGAUGUCCCCCACUCCUGAGACAGCUUUCAGACAGACCUGCCUCUUCUUUUCUGAGGCAGAAUUGGUCCCUGAUCACAGCAGUCGUCCAUUGUUGAAAUUCCUGCCUCCUCAUCACAUUGACACUACAGGUCAUUCGCUUUACAGUUACAUGACACUGGGCCCACAGCCACUUUUGACUCUGGCUCUGUUCAAGCCUGGAGCCUGGAGACAAUGCUUUGGUAAAAUUCUAACCCUAAUCAAACAGAACGGAUAUACUCUAGUGGGCUUACGUGUACUUCUGCUGGACUCAACCAUGGCAAGCGCACUGAUACAUUCACCAGAGAAACAGGAUCCCACAGAGGAGUUGGAAUAUUUGAGAUCUGGGCCCUCACUAGCUUUAGGUUUGCUAAGAGUGAAUGCCGUAAUGAGGCUGUGGGAACUGAUGGGUCCUGAGGAUCCCAUUGAAGCCCGUACUGUAGAUCAGACACUAUGGAGGGCCCAGUUUGGCUCUGACAGACUCCAUAAUGGCAUCUAUGGAUCUCGAUCUUAUCGAAAUGCUAUAGAAGACAUGAAGCUGCUAUUUCCAAGCGGUGUGUGUUGCGCUGAAACUUCACUUAUGAGAUAUGAGCAGAUAUCAAGUUUGCAGUCGGAUCCCGAGGCUAGUUUGGACCAUGACCAUUUGCACACCUCCCAAACUGCUGUCAAAUUUUCAUCAGAAUUUGGUCAAGUGCCAGCAGGGCCUUUGGUCUGCACUGCUCUUUGUCAGACCACCUGCCUGCUGAUCCCAUCCAGCCUCCUCCAGCAGAGUCAGCCUCCUCUGUUCUCAGAACUGCUGCAGAGGCUGUUUAGGACAGGCUGCCAUCUGCUGGCCGGAAGGCUUUGCAUGCUAGAUAAAAAACAAAGACGCCACAUGUGUGAGUUACUGAGGGCCUCUGCUGGGGAAGAACUUCUACAUGAGGGUCCCUGCCUUGCCAUUGUUUUGCAAGCCGACAAUGCUGCGACAUGCUUCGACAUCAUUCUUGAGAGAGUUUGUAGGGAGAGACCUGACUUUAGGAGAGUUACAAGAAAACUUCUUUACCCACGCUUCAAAAAAGAGGCUGUGAAAUUGCUGUGUUACCUGUUCGACGAUUUUGGUCUUGACAGCCAUCACCGCAUAGCACUACAAUAACCAGAAGAUUUUGACAAUAGGUACUCAGUGGUGAACAUUUCAUUUUCUAUAGUUCUCAUCACUCAACUGUAUUUACACAAUGAAAUGACACAAAAACGUUUUAGAGUUCUAAAAUGUCAUGACACACCCAAAUACACCAAGAACCAAAUAAAGAAUGGUUCAGCGUACUUUGUAAUCAAUCUUCAUGGUGGAAAUAAGAAGACAAAACACUCAAGGCAGGUUAAAGAUCAAAAAUUAUUUAAUUCCCAAGAUGACAAAAAUAAUUCCAUGAAUUCUGUAAACCAUUGCAUAACUGCUGUAGUGUGUAGACAAGUGUUAACAAUUUUUAAAUGAUACACUACAAGAGAAAGAUUAUGCAUUAUAAAUAAUACCAUCUUAAGUAAUUCUAGUGAAGAAAAAUCCUCUCUGACCAUCAAAAAACAUACAACUAUUCCAUAAAGAAGCCUCCAUAACUUAAACACAGAACUCCCAGUAAAUGUUUUUUAAGGUCUCGUGUUGACAACACAUACACAAAGUAUUAUACUGACAGCAAAAUUGUAUAGUAUUUCAACACUAAUUAGAAUAUAAGCUGUUCUAUAUAUCGAUGCAUACUGUACCAAAAUAAGGGAUAUGUUUCUUUCCUCGUAAUAUAUAAAUGUUUUCCUCGUUUUGACUAUUGAGCUAAUAAAUCUGUGAGUUGCAGUUUCAUUUGAAAA